UCAAUCAUUCAAGGUUGUUUCGCUUCGACUGCAGAGAAGGAAGAAGACGUCUCGGACGAGCCAGUGGUUUAUAAGUACAGCAGCGCCACGAAUUUAGUGCAAUGUCAGAGAUCCAGGAUCCGAAAUCUGUACAGGACCUGACUGGGGUGGUCCAGACAUUGCUGCAGCAGAUGCAGGAUAAAUUCCAGACCAUGUCAGACCAGAUCAUUGGAAGAAUCGAUGAGAUGAGUGGCCGCAUCGAUGACCUGGAGAAGAACAUUGGUGACCUGAUGACCCAGGCUGGCGUGGAGGAGAUGGAGGCGGAGAACAAGGUCAAGGAGGAACAGGGCUCUGCUUAAAAGGUAAUCAACAUGGAGUCCACU
Molecule: messenger RNA, 362 nt
Organism: Oncorhynchus nerka (sockeye salmon)
Lineage: Eukaryota; Metazoa; Chordata; Actinopteri; Salmoniformes; Salmonidae
Product: heat shock factor-binding protein 1-like
Exons: 3
Coding region: 102-338 (78 amino acids)
Biological process (GO): cellular heat acclimation
Cellular component (GO): nucleus; cytosol
Molecular function (GO): transcription corepressor activity
Source: RefSeq, a predicted model, not a curated record